AUUUCUCAAAUGGUUCAUCGUGAAGAAGGGACUGCCAAAGCCUAUGAUUUCAUCCGACCUCAAGGUGCCCGGCAACAAUGGGUCAAGGUGGCCUAGAAACCUUACCUACUGAUGUCGUUUUUAGGGUGAGGAGCUCAAUGGAGAAUAAUUGCAGCGCAUCUUUGGCCAGCUCAGCCACCAAAUCACAGCCAAUCCAAACAUCUCUUUAACCAUACAAUUCCCAGAAACGGAUAAGCCCGGCAACAACAGCGAGCAACCAUGGUCGCCGCCUCCACCGCCGUCCUCCUGUCUCCACCGCCCUCCGUCGCACUCAAACCCCUCCUCCCCACCCUAAACCACACCUCCUUCCCUUCUAAGCCCACUCCUUCCUCUCGCCCCCCAACCACCACAAAGCUCUUCGCCUCCUCCUCCUCCUCCUCCUCGUCGCGGACUGUCUCCCCCAAAUCCCCCACCACCUCAUCAUCCGGCGGCGAGGCCAGGGAGAAGGAAAAAGUAUUCUUCGACGGAGGUGCCCACUACGGGGACCUCGUCGCCAACCUCCUCCUAGGGUUCACCCUCUUCUGGCUCCCCCUCACCCUGGCCGCCGUCUCCCGCGCCUUCUUCCUCCGCUACCGCUUCACCGACCGCCGAGUCACCGUCAUCUCCGGUUUCACCGGACAGGACCGCAGCGACUUCCCCUACUCGUCCAUCCAGGACGUCCAGAUCGUGCCCAGAUUCAUCGGCGAGUGGGGGGAUCUGGUGAUCACCCUCAAGGACGGCACCAAGGUGGAUCUCCGGAGCGUGCCCAAAUUCCGGGAGAUCUCCAAGUACUGCCUCUCCAUGGCCGAUGGCUCAACGACGUCGGAGGCGAAGGGCGGCGCGCCGCCGAGAGGAUUUUGAGCAAAAGGGCACAGCCCUAGGCGUCGAUUAGGGUUUCGCUCCUCUCGAAGUCGAGAUCAGAGGUGACUUCUUGGUGUGUCCACAACCGAGUUCUUUUGGUUGGUUGGAUGUGAAUCAGAUAAGCUCCUCUCAGGUCAGCUUCUGUCGAGCGGCAGUUGUCGUGCCGGGCAAUGCAAGUUCUCCGGUGCACUAUUGAAAAAGGGGUUAGAAAGGAGGCCAAUACGGACUUUGGCGAGACCCCUUCUACACUCAAGGAGAGUUUACGGGAGAAAAUAAUAAAAAAGUGAAAAUAGUAAUAGUACGUAAUGUCCAAUGUACCUCUCGAUUAUGUCACGAUUACCUUAUAUAGGGAGUGAAGGGUGAUCAUAAUUCUCAAUGGACAUAUGUAUCUAUUUUCUCUACAUCAAAGGAUGCACCCUUAACUUUUGUGGAAGUGAGCUAGUCAUCUUAGGUUUAGUUGACUUAAAUUAGAUACAUGGUGUCAACUAAAAAAAAGAAAUGUCCUUCUGUAAUAGGCUCCAUCGUAACUAUCAUGUUGCAUUCAAGCUCGGGAGUGAUUUGAUUGGUCAGACUCGAGAUCAGUUGUGUGUCAGAUUGACUUGAGUUGAACUCGACCGUGGGUCGAGUUCACUUAGCUUGAACUCUGAAGAGUAAGUUUGGUUUGACUUGAGCUCGUUGUGAGUUAGGUUGAGCUGACAUGAUUCAAGCUCUGACUUGAGUCGAUCGACGAGCUUCGUGUUGAUCAAGUCUUGGAUCUGUCACAUGGCUCUUGGCAUUCCCGCCACAUCAUAUUUGAUCCUUCAUCUUGAUCUCCACUGUAUGAAUCAACUAGAUAUGUAAAGAAGGAUGUAAAAUACUUUGCUGGAUGCUUGACUUCUCCCAUGGAAAGGGUCAUUGUACUACGACCAAUGUCUCUUAUAAUUUAUCCUCUUCCAGAGAGUGUGGGAUUGCUCUGAAGGGAUCACUAAGGUGAUGGUUUCAAGUUCACCUUUGCUCCAACUAGAUACACAAAGAAACAGCUCUUUUCCAGCCAAUAUAGUUCGAAUUGCAGCUCAUUUUGUAAGAUCCAUCCUAGUUUGUUUGGCCAUUGAUAAACUUGUUUGUGGUAUGGAACAUUUAUGUUGGAAUCAUUUUAUAUAAAUUAUUUAGGAUCAACCAAGUAAUAUGUGAAAAGCAUAUGUAAAAUUUUUGCCAAUGAGAAUUUCCAUUUACUAAGGGUUUUGUUCUACUUGAGAUGUAUCUAUUUCUUAGAAAAUAUUUUUAGCAUUUAGUGGGAUACGAGGAAUCUAAGGAGAGUUUUAGUACAAUGGUAAAAUUAUUAUCGUGUGAUCAUAAGUUUGAGUAAUAAAAAUAACUCUUGCAUUGUAGAAUAAAACUACGUAUAAUAGAUUCAAUUUGAUCUGAACUUUCUCCAAGACCUAUAUUGAUGAGAGCUUGAUCCGGACUUUCUCCAAGACCUAUAUUGAUGAGAGCUUGAUCCGGACUUUCUCCAAGACCUAUAUUGAUGAGAGCUUAAUGCAUUAGACUGUCCUUAAAUGGGAUAUGAGGAAUCUAAGAUGCUUAUUGGUGUUUUUAGGGGUUUUAUGAUCCCUAUCUUAGUUAGGGGUGUAUGUGAGUCGAGACAACUUUGCUUGUGUUUAUAAUUGUUUAUGUUGUUGCUCGCUCGGGCUAACACAUAUGAUUUAUGUAGGGAUGUUGUCACAAAUAAGUCCAGGGUCGAUUUUUAACUAAUGCAGAAUGCCUUGUUGGUUGCAUCACUCCUUCAUGUAUUCGCUACUGUUGUUGAACGAAUCCUCAUGAUUUAUCCUC
This is a messenger RNA of Zingiber officinale, 2688 nucleotides long. RefSeq lists its product as uncharacterized. The record is from RefSeq and is a predicted model, not a curated record. Lineage: Eukaryota; Viridiplantae; Streptophyta; Magnoliopsida; Zingiberales; Zingiberaceae. The transcript has 2 exons. Bases 259 to 879 code for a protein of 206 amino acids.